Molecule: messenger RNA, 972 nt
Organism: Triticum dicoccoides
Lineage: Eukaryota; Viridiplantae; Streptophyta; Magnoliopsida; Poales; Poaceae
Exons: 2
Coding region: 1-972 (323 amino acids)
Source: RefSeq, a predicted model, not a curated record
AUGGUGUUCUUGUCUGUCAUUGAACUAAGAGCGGCAAUUCAGGAGUACAUUGUGAAGCAAAGAGUGCAAAUUCAUUACAUAAAGAAUGAUAAGCAGAGGAUAAGGGCAGGUUGUGUUGGAGAUUGUCCCUGGUUCUUAUUUGCUGCACCUGACAGCAGGACCAAAGCAUGGGUUGUGAAGAAGUAUGUGGGUGAGCAUACAUGUGAAAGAGAGUGGGCACUCAAGCAAUUUACAGCAAGAUAUUUGGCUGGCAAGUAUGUGGAAACAUUUAGAGCAGAUGAGAAGAUGACACUGCAAAACUUUGGCAGACUUGUUCAAUUGGACUACAACAUGCAACCUACUAGAAGUAAGCUAGCUAGAGCAAGGAGGAUUGCACUAAAGAUAAUUCAUGGAGAUGAACUUGAGCAGUAUAAUUUACUGUGGGACUUUGCAGCUGAAAUCAGAAGAUCAAAUCCUGGCAGUACCAUGCUUGUGCAUGCAAACAAUGGAAAGUUUGAUAACUGCUACAUGUCCUUAGAUGCAUGCAAAAGGGGUUUUCUGCUAGCUUGUAGGCCCAUUAUAUGCAUUGAUGGGUGUCACAUUAAGAACAAGUAUGGUGGAGUGAUGCUGACAGCUGUUGGAGUUGAUCCUAACGAUUGUAUCUUUCCCAUUGCAAUUGCCAUAGUAGAAGUGGAAGAUACUGUCACAUGGAAGUGGUUUUUGAACACAUUGAAGGAGGAUCUGAACAUACAAAACACAGCACCAUGGACAUUGAUGAGUGAUAGGCAGAAGGGCUUGAUCAAUGCUGUCAAUGCAAUGUUUCCUGAUGCACAACAUAGAUUUUGUGUGAGGCAUCUGCAUCAAAACUUUGCAAAAAACUGGAAAGGUGAUGUAUUCAAGAAUAAAUUGUGGCAAAUUGCAAGAGCUACACAUGAGGCAGACUGGAAGAAGUACAUGCAAGAGAUGAAAGAGAAAUACUGUAGCAUUAUCUAA